Messenger RNA from Pedinophyceae sp. YPF-701, 3297 nucleotides. The record is from the annotation of a GenBank genome assembly. Lineage: Eukaryota; Viridiplantae; Chlorophyta; Pedinophyceae.
AUGAUCACAGAGCGUCGUCAGCAAAGCACCGCUUCCGCGGCCACGAAGGCCCACUCCGCGCUCGCCGCGGACGCCACUAGCCCCCAGACACCGCGCUUCGCCCCGGGCGGCAGCACCGGCGAUGCGUCCGCGCCAUCGACGCACUACGGCGCCGGGCCGCGCCAUUUCGACACCUCGGGCGGGCGCCGCCUCGGACCCGGCUUCGACCGCGAGGAGGUGACGUCGCGGCCUGCGAAGCAGCAGCCCGGGGAGAAGGACGAGUCGCAGUUCGACCUGACGCAGCUCCAGAAGACCGCUGUCAGGAAGUUGGUGGGUUAUACUCGGUACGACAGGAACCCGGCGCUGCUCGCGAUGCCGUGCGGGACCGGGAAGACGGUGGUCAUGGGCCGGCUGGCUGGGACGCACAGCCCGCGCCAGGAUCAGCUGUGCGACGCUGGCGGGAAGCCGUUUCAGGUCGUGGUGGUGGUGAGCCCGCUCAGCAUCAUCGCGGAGCAGAACCUGCGGCGGCUGAGCAAGUUCAUGCCCGACGCGACGCUCAUCCGCGGGUACGGCGAGCCCAAGGCGGACGGGGAGGAGGAGACGGACGAGAGCGACAGCGACAGCAGCGACAGCGCCGGAAACGCGCGCGCUGCGUCGUCCCGCGACGGAUCGCCGUACCUCACUGGCGACAAGCUGCAGGAGGCGGUCGAGAAGGCGUGCGCUGCGUCGGGGAGCGGCCGCGUGCUCGUGUCGACCGUCGAUCGCUACUCAGCGAAGUCGAGCGCGCUCCGCGUCCUCGACGGGCUCCUGGCGGCGCAGGGGCGUGCACCGAGGGGAGCAGACGGCGCCGUGCCGCGGGGCGUCAAGGUCCGGUGCCUGCUGUUCGUGGACGAGGCGCACAACUGGAGCAACAGCGCGGUGCGGCUGUGGGACGUGGUGGGCGCGGCGGAGCGCGCGGUGAUGGUGACGGGGACGCCGCCGGGUCCGCUGAUCGCGGCGUGCGGCGGGGAGGCGUGCCACCAGAUGCGUCUUGACGAGGCGAUCCGCGCAAAGUACGUGACCGACUACAAGAUCUGUUUCGACGGCAAUCCGUGGCCGAAGAAGUCGGAGUGGAAGGACGUCUACAACAGCAUGACGAAGGCGGCGCGCUUCCUGGUCGCGGGGAUGCUCGCGGGCGACCGGAACGCAUGCUACUUGCGAUGCAUUGCCUACUGCGGUUCGAAGGCGUACUGCGAGGAUCUGGAGGCUGCGUUCAGGGCCGAGUGCGCAGCGGCGGGCAGGGAGAGCGUGGUGGGCCGCAUCGUGGACGGCGUGAGCGCGGACGGCCGCAGGGCGGCGAUGGAGGCGUUCUCGGCGCCGGAUGCACGUGACAACUCUGGGUUCGCGCCGCUGCGGCUGCUGACGUCGGUGUCGAUCUUGAACGAGGCCGUGGACCUGCCCCCGACGGACUGCAUCUUCGUGUCGCGGCCGACGGACCCGAAGUCGUUUUCCGCGGCGAGCGUCUGCAAGGUGGUUCAGCGGCUGUGCCGCAGCGUGCGCAAGGACGCUGACAAGGCGGUCCGCGGCGUCGACGGGUGCGCGUUCGUGUUCGCGCCGCCGGAUUCCGACCGCGCGAGCACGCAGGUCGACGUCAUGGAGGCAACGGACGGCGCGGCAGCCUCGCGCACGUACGCGAUCACGUACGACGCGAACGCACCGGGGUCCGCGGCGUCGGGCCGCCGCGAGGACCUCACCGAGCUGGUCCACUGGCGCACCGUGCUUGAGGAGGCCAAGGCUGACCUGGCGACGGGCAGCUGGACCGAGUGGCUGAGGCUCCGUGUGGAUCGUCAGAUGUUCCAGACAUGCAACGUUCUGGCGCCGGGUACGCACAUCCUCAACAGCGUGGUCUCCGAGGACCAGGCGAGGGCGGUGCGCGAGGAGCUGCUCGGGUCAAGCAUGCAGAACAGGCUCGGGGCGGCGCCGGCGCCACCUCUCGUGCAUUUGGUGCCGGCGAACGACAGGAAGGUCACGAGCGCGGUGCUGGACGUGGCCGCGGAGCUGCUGGGCGUCGACUUCGCGGCGGUGGCCUCCGUCAAGACCAAGGGUCAGAAGACGAUGCGGCGGUACCUGAUCGCGAGCUGCGGAAAGCCGGAGAGGGAGGUCGCGGACGCGCUGCGGCAGGCGUGGGGCAGGGUCAAGGAGAUGAAGGCGGAGGAGCUGAGCAGGCACGAGGUGUUCCCUCGCCUGAGCAUGGACGGCCUGAAAGCCGUCAUCUGCGCGCUGACGGGGUGCGAGCCGGGCGGCAGCAAAAAGCGGCCGCUUGUGGACAGGGUGCUGGACGCUGUCGAUGAGGGCGGGCCGGACACGGAGCGCGAGGCGUACCUCGCGCUGCUCGGAGCGCUCGAUCGCGAGGCGAUCCUGAGGAUGCAGGACCUGGACAGAGCAGCGCUCGAGCACAUGGCUCGUGUCGUCAUCUGCGAGGGCUGCUGGGCCGGUGUCGAAACGAAGGCCGCCAUCUUCGACUAUAUGUACGAGUACCUGGCGACCGGGACUGUUCCCGAGCUGGACACGGCGGCGAAGGUCAUCCUGCGCAAGGUGCGGCAGAAGGACCUCAAGGCGUGUCUGCAGCUGCUGGAGCCGAAGCUGCUGGAGCGUGUGCCGGCCUCGGCCCGGGCAUCGGGAGCCAGUUCCGACCGCAUGCGGGAGGGCGUGCAGGCGACGCUGGACAACGGAAGCGCCGACGUGCGGCGGGGCGUGUACACGGCGCUUCUGCGCGCCCUGGUCCAGACGGGGGGCCUCGAGAACAAGAGCAUCAUCCCGGACAAGACGCUGCCGGUGCUGAAGAAGGAGCUGGGCCUGGCGUCGCGCGGCAAGGAGGAGCGAGGCAGCCACAUCAUGGCGCUGAAAGCCUUCCUGACUGACAGCGGGUUCGCCGACACGGCAGCACCUGCGCCUGCGGCGCGGUCCUCGUCAGUUGCGACGUCGCAGACGCCACCGUCCAGGACAGCAAGCUCUACUCCGAUCGUCAAGCACAUGCGCAAGAUGGACCUGGACAAGUGCCGCGAGCUGCUGUCUCCUAGUCUCUGGUCUGCGUAUGUCAAGGGCACGAAUCAUGCCAGCAUGCAAGCGGGCGUGCAGGCGAUGCUGGACGAGAGCGCCGCCGACGUGCGGCGGGACGUGCACAGGGCGCUGCUGCGCGCCCUGGUCCAGACGGGGGGGCUCGAGAACUCAAGGGUGAUGGCAAACACGAGGCUCAACGCUCUCGCGGACGAGCUGGGCGUUCGGUGCGGGGGCAGGGACAGCAUCAUCCAGGCCCUGCGAGACUUUGACGCGCGUUGA